CUCAGCACGAGUUAAGUUGUUGAUAGCGAUUUGAAAACUUUGUCUCAGUGAAAAAAUGGAAUUAACUCGUGAAAAUUUUCGUGCGAUGAUCUAUUACGCCUUUCGACGUGGAUUAUCAAGGCAGGCUUAUCCGGAAUACCAACAACGUAGCGAAAAGACAAGGGAAUCACAAAUAACAACAAUAGGACCAACGGACAACUUUAAUGACAUACCCUCAUAGAUAACCAACUGAUCAGGAUGUCUUUAAUAUCCAUAGUUAUUUUUCUCUUUUCGGCAAGCUUGUGUUCAGCUUUACUUAAAGGACCAAAUGUUUGCACUCGCCAAGAAACGGUGAUAGUACCAAGCAGACCGUCAGACCGCUCA
This is a messenger RNA of Acanthoscelides obtectus, 363 nucleotides long. Lineage: Eukaryota; Metazoa; Arthropoda; Insecta; Coleoptera; Chrysomelidae. The record is from the annotation of a GenBank genome assembly.